Molecule: messenger RNA, 1758 nt
Organism: Pectinophora gossypiella (pink bollworm)
Lineage: Eukaryota; Metazoa; Arthropoda; Insecta; Lepidoptera; Gelechiidae
Gene: beta4GalT7
Product: beta-1,4-galactosyltransferase 7
Exons: 3
Coding region: 133-1050 (305 amino acids)
Biological process (GO): carbohydrate metabolic process; proteoglycan biosynthetic process
Molecular function (GO): xylosylprotein 4-beta-galactosyltransferase activity
Source: RefSeq, a predicted model, not a curated record
GAAAAAUGACGUUUCGUAGAAUAAGAUAAUUUCACUAAUUCGGAAAUUCACAAUUUAUCAAUGAAAUUGUGAUAUUUGUGCAUAAAUUAUGAUUUCAGAUUAUAUUUUUAGUAACAUUUGACAAUAGUGUUUAUGUCUACAAGUUUUAAGUUCAUGGGUUUUAGGAUAAACAGCUCAAAAUGCCUUACUAUAUGUUUAGGACUAACUUUCGUCAUGGGAUGCUAUUUAGCAGUAUUACCUAUACAGUCAGAGAAGGACGCAUUACCUAAAGCGAUGCGGCCGCAAAUAUCUUCAAAAGUUCCUGUCAAAAAGCGACUUGCAGUAUUGGUACCGUUCCGGGACCGUUUCGAGGAACUUUUAGAAUUCGUGCCGCACAUGUACAACUUUUUAAACAAGCAAAGAAUUCCUUUUGACAUAUUUGUAAUACAACAAUCAGAUAGCUUCAGAUUCAACAGAGCGUCUUUGAUUAAUGUUGGUUUUUUACUAACGGAAAAGAAUCAUGAUUAUAUUGCAAUGCACGAUGUAGAUCUACUGCCUUUAAAUGACAAUUUAAAGUACGACUAUCCUGCCUACGGUCCUAUUCACAUAUCAUCACCGGAGACACAUCCGAAGUAUCAUUACAACACAUUUAUUGGAGGGAUAUUGUUGAUAAAGAGGGAGCAUUUUCAACUGGUGAAAGGCAUGUCAAAUAACUACUGGGGUUGGGGACUGGAAGACGACGAGUUUUACGUCAGGAUAAAGGAUGCGGGACUGAGUGUUAGCCAUCCUGCGAAUAUUACCACUGGGACUGAAAAUACAUUUAAGCAUGUCCAUGAUAAGACCUACCGCCGCCGAGACAUGCGUAAAUGCUACAACCAACGCGAAGUAACCCGUAGGAGGGACAGAAAGACCGGUAUCCAUGAUGUCAGGUACAAAAUCAAAGGUGAGCACACACUAACCAUCAACAGCCUACCCCUUACGGUUUAUAGCGUGGAGCUGCUGUGUGACCGCAAUGCUACGCCGUGGUGUCAAUGUCCUGACCCGAAGAAAGCUUCCAGUAACACUAAAUAACCCUUUAAAAGCCGCAUUCACGAAGAACGCAAUGACGGAGUUUCUAGGACACAUUCCCUAAUAAGAAUGUAGAUGGCGCUGAUAUUGUCCCCUUCGUUUAACGGUCUAAUUCCAUGGAUUCCAGACAUAAUGCAUCUUUCAUCUUAGUUUCUGUUUAUUAAAUGAUGACCCUUGAAUUCUGAUGCAAAUAUCAAGCAACAUUUAUGUUAUUUAUAUAACUGUCAUUACAUUAUAUUUUUGAAUAGUUAUAAACAUAACAUACAUAAACAGCCUAUAUACGUCCCACUGCUGGGCACAGGCCUCCCCUCAAUCAACCGGAGGGGGUUUGGAGCAUACUCCACCACGGUGCUCCAAUGCCGGUUGGUGGAGGUGUUUUUACGGCUAAUAGCCGGGACCAACGGCUUAACGUGCCCUCCGAAUCACGGAAUCAUCUUACUUUUUCGAACAAUCAGGUGAUUCAAGCCUGAAAAGUCCUUACCAAACAAUGGACAGUCUCACAAAGUGAUUUCGACAAUGUCCCGAAAUCGAACCCGGACCUCCAGAUCGUGAGCCUAACGCUCUAACCACUAGACCACAGAGGCUGUGUUAGUUAUAACGUAACAGAUACUUUAAUGGCAACACAGAAGAAAUUUAAAUAUAAACAACAGCUAAUGCUAAUAAUAUUUAAUAUAUUUAUAAAAACUAAUGAAUUAAUUACUAAUUAAAUAA